Pestalotiopsis fici W106-1 is the source of this 1578-nucleotide messenger RNA. RefSeq lists its product as uncharacterized. The transcript is spliced from 2 exons. Bases 1 to 1578 code for a protein of 525 amino acids. The record is from RefSeq and is a predicted model, not a curated record. Lineage: Eukaryota; Fungi; Ascomycota; Sordariomycetes; Amphisphaeriales; Sporocadaceae.
AUGCCACGACGUGGGAUUCGGCAAUCCCACGAGGUUAGCAUUCAGAUCGCUGAUUUCCAGUCAACAUAUCUGCCCGGCGAUGUGAUUAUUGGCCAUGUAGUAGCCAAGAAGGCGUUCGGGCACGGUCCCAGAACGGACCAGACUGUGGUGAAGCUUAGAUUGUUUGGCCGCACCAAGAGCAAGAUCGUGAGCGGGUCGCAGGAGAAGACGUACCGUGGCCAAGCCGUAUUGGUCGAUGAGGAGCAGUGCAUCUUUCGCGGUACAGUCUCGGCAAAUUCCAAGCAUUCUUUUGCCAUGACCAUACCAAAGACGCCGCAGCCCGGCGUGGCCAAGACUGGUGACAGCUGGGAUAAGGAUGAGCGUGGCCUUCGCGGUAUAGAUAAGGACAGAAACUUUCUGAGCAACACGCAAGAAGACAUAACGAAACAUUCCCUCCCGGCCGUGUUUUAUUUUGGUGAUAGUAGAGCAUUGACCGGUUCUGUCUGCGAGGCUUUCGUUGAAUACUUUCUCGAGGCCACACUGGCUUGUCCUGGAGUGAGUGAUGCGAAAGCGACCCUGCCACUGUUUAUCAGGUCGCAUUCCACAGAGAAGCCUGUGGAUUACAAUGACUACAGCUUCAAUGUCAAGAGCUUCCAGCAAAUUACGAGAUCGGAGCGACUACUGCCACAGAAUAGGGACAAGAAGAUGACGUUUCGAGACAAAUCAAAGAGACUUUUCACGCCAUCCAAGGUGCCGAGUUACUCUUAUCGUGUCAGUGUUGCCACUCCUCCCGUCAUUCAACUGGACCAUCCUGCCCCGGUGCCGUUCAAGGUCCAUGUUGCCCCAAUCAUGGAACAGAACAAAAUGAUCUGUCCAGACGGCGAUAUUCGGCGCUUACCACCGAUAGAGCUUGUCUCUGUGGACAUGGAAUUGGUGGCGCUAACACGGGUGCGCUGUCCUGGCACGCUCGGUGAUCACAGCCGCGACAAGGAGACGACAUACCGUAUCCCCAUUGACGAGCCAAUAGCCCUGGCCAACUACAACAUUCCAGUAGUAGUCCAGGGAGAUUUGAAAGGCCCAGGAGAUGAGCCUAGAGACCUUUCUGAGAGGGCGAACGAGCAAACUGCACCCGGGGGCUCACCAUUCUUGGAGCCAAACUCUUUGCAUGUUGCCGUAGAGGGCGCUGUCGUACCAGAAGGCUUGAUCAAGCACAGCAGUUUCCAACCGCACGAGAAGGGGCAAUACUUUCUAGGCACGCCACUCGACUUGGGAAAUAAUCUCGACGUGAGACUCACAGAGACCAAAUCCUCGUCCCUGGGAGGGAGACCAACAACGUUUGAGAAACGCUUGUGGCCAUCCUUUGCUACAUACAACAUUGUCCUGUCGUAUCAACUGGUCUGGAAACUAAAGAUAUCUUGUGUGGGCGAGAUACACACCACUGAGGGUAGGGCUAAUGUCAACAUAUUACCACCCAGUGAAGCGCAAGGAGCUGGAAGACAGAAGAUAGGCCAAGAUGCCAUCAAGGACUACGAGCAUCUCACGGCUGCCUUGAACUUUACAAGCGAAGUUGGGGGUUUUCUCGAUCUCUUAUCAGUGUGA